Dunckerocampus dactyliophorus (ringed pipefish) is the source of this 3796-nucleotide messenger RNA. RefSeq names its product WAS/WASL interacting protein family, member 2a (gene wipf2a). Bases 1396 to 2748 code for a protein of 450 amino acids. The transcript is spliced from 8 exons. Gene Ontology annotation, molecular function: actin binding. The record is from RefSeq and is a predicted model, not a curated record. NCBI's taxonomy places the organism in Eukaryota, Metazoa, Chordata, Actinopteri, Syngnathiformes, Syngnathidae.
UUUACACAUGUGUUUAAAAUUAGCCAGAAGUAGUUACAAUAUGGCAUGCUUGGUCGUUUCUCUUAUCAUUUGGUAUUCACCUUGAUAGUUUAAAGCUGCUGUGAUUUAGCCUCUGUAAUGGCUGUUUAUUGCUGUCAACUAUCACUGAGUUAUUCUUUAAGGCCAACUUGUUUGUGACCGUGAUGCACGUCAGGCCCUGGAUGGCUGCAGGCAGGGCCUUCAUGUUUAAUUAUUUCCUCAGAAAGGAGAGCAAAAAACACGCGAACUCCCACCUGAGCGCUUCUCUGGAUCACUACAGCAGAACUUCCGUGCCAAAAUGACCCAGAUUGGUCUUCGCGUUGAUCUGUAAUCGCAGCCAUUAGUCACUUGUUUGGGGUGAAAGGUCAGGGCCCUGUUAAAAGAAUUACAUUGACGCUACUUCCGUGAUUCUUCCCAGCUCGGCUGGCCAGCAGGGGUACCACCACGGGAGACGUUGGCAUGUUUCGUUGUUGUGAAAGUGAAGAAACGUGUGUGUUAGCAACUACCUGUGAGCACUGAUGCCAAAACUCCCCAUACGUUUUGGUGCUUUACAUUUGAUAAAGCAGGGUGUGCUUAGGGGCGGGGUAUCGCUGCAUUAAGUGCCCCCCUUUUGUCCAGAGGUGUCCACCAGUUAAAGGGAUCUUUCGGAUUUUUUGACAUGAAGUUGUAUGACAUCCUCAUCAGCAGUUGAGUGCAUCAACAGUGACUUACUCCCCCAGUUGGUGCCGUGAGCCCAAUUCUGGUGGAGAUCUGUGACAAGGAACGUAGUUCUGCUUAGUUGCUGGGACCCUUUAAGUAAAGUGUUUGGCCUUUCAAAACAAUAUGCGUUCAAAAGAAUAAUAGAAUUGCAUCACAAAUAUGCCUCCUCAAAAAAAUCAGACCUCACAAAAUUGCCCAGAGUUAUAUUUGUCUCCUUCCGUAGGACCUGUCGACGGAAGUGUCGCCUGUCCAUUCUUGUGUAUGUGAUGAAGAUGCCAGCAUCUUCUUCCACUGUGGAACACCCACGUAAACAAGACGGCCGCGGCGCUCCAUCGUGGACAAAGAUGAGUGUAUUCAUCACAUACACAAGAAUGCACAGGCAACAGUGCACAGGGAUACGGCGGGAGACAUAUAACUCUGAGUGAUUUGAGAGGUCUGAUUUUGAGGAGGCAUUUUUGUGAUGCCAAUGUAUUACUCCUUUUUACGCAUAUUGUUUUUAAAAAGCCAAACUGUCUACUUAAAUGUCCCAGCAACUAAGCGGAACUAUGUUCCUCAUCGUGGCUCUCUGACCAGAACUGGACUCACAGGACCAAUUGGGUGGAGUGCGAGCGUAUCAUCCCAGCAGAGAAACUGAGGUGUCGUUGAAUCCACAGAAGAAAGUGCCAACAGAGGAACAGGAUGCCCAUUCCUCCCCCUCCCCCGCCUCCCCCGGGACCCCCACCACCCCCCACCUUCAAUCAGGCAAACACCACUCCUCCCAAGCUGAGCUCAUCCGAAGCCAAAGGCAGAGGAGCGCUGCUGUCUGACAUCUGCAAAGGCACCAAGCUGAAGAAAGCAGGCGUGGUCAACGACCGCAGCGCCCCCAUUUUGGAGAAAUCUGGAGGAGGAGGAGGUGGUCAUGGAGGCGGAGGCCCAAUGGGAAUGGGGGGCCUUUUCCAAGGAGGUGUGCCAAAGUUGCGUCCAGUUGGAGAUGGUUCGUCGGGUGGUUCAGUGGGCAGAUCCGCCCUGAGGCCCCCGGGGUCUAGGCCCUCGGCUCCUCGUCCCCCCACAGGCCGCUCUGUCUCACCCUCCCCACCGGAGCACCAGCGCUCCCACCGGCCCUCGCUGCCCGACAUCACUCGCCCCCCCAGCACCAGCAGUAACGCCUCCUCAUCCUCUGGUGGUGGGAUGAAGCACAGCACGUCCGCCCCGCCCCCUCCUCCGCCAUUCAACAGGGGCGCCCGUGGAAAUGCCCCGCCCACCCCCAGCCAAAAGGUGUCAACGCCCUCAUCGUCGGCACAGAGCAGAGAGAAGCCCCUCCCUCCCACGCCAAACAGAGGCCCUACCCCUCCCAACACCAGUAAGCUCUCUUCAUCCUCCAGCAGACCCCCCACCAGUGGCUCGUCAGCUCCACCUCCUCCGCCGCCAUACAGGAUGCACACGGGCCUCUCCAACGGCCCCUCCCACACGGACGGGGGCGGAGCUCCAGAGCUUCCGCAGAGGCACAACUCUCUCACCAAGAAAAACACGUCAGGGGGCGGUAGCCAAGGACGCAACCACGCCCCUCCCCCUCCUCCCUCAUCAUCUCCAUCCCUACAGCAAGUCAGCAGACCGCCGCCUCCCGCCAGAGAACCCCCGAGCCGCCGAGCAGCUCCCCAGGUGCCCCUCUCCAGUGCUCGCAACGGCAACCGGGACGCUCCGCCCCCACCGCCCCCGUACCGUGGCCACAGCGCUGCGGCCUCCGAGUCUCUCAGCCGAGCGGGCAAACCUCCGCCUCCCUCCUUUUCCUCAUCGUCCUCUUCCUCAUCGUCAUCCACCUCCUCCCGCACUCCCGCCGGACCCCCUCCGCCGCCUCCCCCCAUCCGGAACGGCCAUUCCUCCAUCUCCUCCUCCAAGUCCAUCUUAGAUGAUUUUGAAUCCAAGUUUAACUUCCACCCCAUGGACGACCUUCCACCUCCAGAGGAGUACCGUCAUUUCAACAAGGUGUACCCCAGCAAGAGCAGUAAGACCUUGUUGAGAGGAGCGCCCCCAGCGCCGCCAGUGGGGAGGUGAACAGACCUCAGCUCAGGACUUGAACUCUCAUCAGCCAAGCGCGCGAGUGGUCGUCUAGUCUGGUGGGGAGGGGGUCCACAACACAAUGCACACACAACACACACAUACACAAGCCGAGCACCAGCCUAGUCAACACGACGCUACGCAGCUGUGAUGAGCUUCUGUCUUGACGUGAGACAACAGAACCACUCUGGACCACCACGUCUCCCUGCUGGCAGCAUUUGUCUUGCAUAUCGGGACCAAAAACUCUCCAAGCUUCCAUAUCUUUUUGUUUCCUGCAUGUUGGUCUUGUCUUGAUUGAUUGACUUAGUUGGGUGUCCACACAGGUGAUCAUGCAUGAAAUGUGUGUGUUCAACAGUUGUUUUUUUCUUCUUGUUUUUCAUUUCUUUUAAGCCGCCGUAUCUUCAGUGGCGGCCGAGGGUGCGCUUGGAACGACCAUGUGCCAAAAGUGGGUGGAGUUAAAUGAACGAUGCUGUCAAUGUAACUAACGAUGAUUCCUGCCAACACGUGACGGAUGCCUCGUCUGCUUGUUGGUCUCGUUGCAUUCCGAGGACGGGGGGCGGGGGUAUUUCCUGCUUUGACACCCCCUCCCCUUUUAAUUCUUAUUAAUUUAGGGGGCAUUCACAUUUCCAUCUUUAGGCGAUGUUGCACAGCGGCUAGCAGGGACGCAUGAAGCCCGUUUAUGCACUUCCGGGACACGUAACAGAAUAAGUGUCCUCACUGGUCGUGGACACAGCAGAAGCCUCUCACACUUUGAAUGCAUUCACUGGGCCGCCAUCAUAAGGGAUUGUUUUGCCACAAAGCAGAAAAUGAUCAGCUGGUUUUACUAUGCAAGAAUUUGUACACAUCAUAGUUGCUAACCAAAAAAAAAAGAGAAACACUAAAGUGCCAGAGGGUUGGAGCGGAUGGAGCUUCUUUACGUCACUUUCACUUAUCAUGAAGCAUUAAGCUUGACUCUAAAACACUAACGUCAUCCUAGUCGCACCAAGACUCAGCUGUGAAGCUAGAAAAAAAAAAAUUAAAAAACACUUUACAGGUCUUUGCCUUA